CAGGCCCAAGCACUCAGGACAGAGGCUGGACAGGCUCCCUCCUGCAGCCCUGCUCUUGGGGUGCUGUGCCCUCCGGUUCCAAUAGGCCAGGGGUUGGGGGGGCCAUUGGCCCUGCUCCCUGGCCCUGGCCCCCGCUGCUCCCUGGGGCUGCCUGAGGUGAAGGUGACAGGUCUGGGAGGCAGGUGGAGAAUUGGGCCAGUGAGUCAUGGAAAAGGCUCCCAGCCGGGCGGGGGUGGGUGCUCUGGCCUAUAAAGCCCCCAAGGCCCUGUGGCCUGCAGAGGCAGUCAUGGACGGCACCAUGGAGGGCUCCGAGGCGGUGCAGAGAGCCACGGCGCUCAUCGAGGAGCGGCUGGCACAGGAAGAGGAGAGCAAGAAACUCCAGGAAGGCGCCCACCAGAAGCUGCCCAUGAACUUGCUGGUGCUGGAGGAUGAGAAGCGCCAUGGGGCCCAGAGUCUAGCAGUAGAAAAGGUUAAGGGCCAGGAGCGCGUGCGCAAGACGUCCCUGGACCUGCGGCGCGAGAUCAUCGACGUGGGCGGGAUCCAGAACCUCAUCGAGCUGCGGAAAAAACGCAAGCAGAAGAAGCGGGACGCCCUGGCCGCCUCCCAGGAGCCGCCUCCGGAGCCCGAGGAGAUCACCGGCCCUGUGGAUGAAGAGACAUUCCUGAAAGCGGCUGUGGAGGGGAAGUUGAAGGUCAUUGAGAAGUUCCUGGCUGACGGGGGUUCAGCUGACACCUGCGAUGAGUUCCACCGGACAGCACUGCACCGAGCCUCCCUGGAGGGCCACAUGGAGGUCCUAGAGAAGCUUCUGGAGAGUGGGGCCACUGUAGACUUCCAGGAUCGGCUGGACUGCACAGCCAUGCAUUGGGCUUGCCGCGGGGGCCACUUGGACGUGGUGAAACUCCUACAAAGCCGAGGAGCAGACACCAAUGUGAGGGAUAAGCUCCUGAGCACACCCCUGCACGUGGCAGUCCGGACAGGGCGCGUGGAGAUCGUGGAGCACUUUCUAUCCCUGGGCCUGGACAUCAAUGCCAGAGACAGAGAAGGGGACAGUGCCCUGCACGACGCUGUGAGGCUCAACCGCUACAGAAUCAUCAAGUUGCUGCUCCUGCAUGGGGCUGACAUGAUGGGCAAGAACCUGGCAGGAAAGACCCCCACGGACCUGGUGCAGCUGUGGCAGGCUGACACCCGGCAUGCCCUGGAACAUCCCGAGCCGGGGGCAGAGCAGAACGGGCUGGAGGGGCCUCCUGAGAGUGGGCGAGAGACCCCCCAGCCUGUGCCAGCCCAGUGAAUGCCUGCCCCAGCCUAGCCAGGCCCCCGGCCCCACCCGUAUACAGCCGGAGGGUCAUAAGAAUGGCCCCCAGAGCCAACCAAGGACCCAGGCAUUCCUCUGCACGAUCCAGGAACACCUGCAGACUACCACAAUAAAAAAGUGGUUUUUGCUA
This is a messenger RNA of Lemur catta (Ring-tailed lemur), 1442 nucleotides long. RefSeq names its product ankyrin repeat domain 2 (gene ANKRD2). The record is from RefSeq and is a predicted model, not a curated record. Gene Ontology annotation, molecular function: RNA polymerase II-specific DNA-binding transcription factor binding. Gene Ontology annotation, cellular component: nucleus. The transcript is spliced from 9 exons. The coding region runs from base 206 to 1288 and encodes 360 amino acids. Gene Ontology annotation, biological process: regulation of transcription by RNA polymerase II. NCBI's taxonomy places the organism in Eukaryota, Metazoa, Chordata, Mammalia, Primates, Lemuridae.